AGUUUACGUGUAUUGUGUUGACGUGGCAGGUUCCGGGUUACACAAAUAUGUUAAGAACACUAUUUGUUUCGCUCGCGGUAUCGGCGGUGUUUGCCGGCGUUCCUAGUCCAGAGGAAACGAAGAGAUUAGUUGACCACUUUUCUGAUGCUGAACAUUUUAAAAACGAACAUCACAACAAACAAUUCGAUCAUGACGCCUUUCUGGGUGAAGAUCAGGCUAAAACAUUUGAUCAGCUUUCUCCAGAAGAGAGUAAGAGACGACUGGGAAUUAUAGUGGAUAAAAUUGACUCCGACAAAGAUGGUUUUGUAACACUAGUGGAGUUGAAAGAUUGGAUUAGGUAUACCCAGAAACGCUACAUUGAUGAAGAUGUGGAGAGACAUUGGAGACAACAUAAUCCUCAGAAUGAAGACAGUAUUCCCUGGGAGACAUACAGAAAAAAUGUCUAUGGAUUUAUGGAUGAAAUGGACCCCAAGGAACUCAAAACUCCUAAUAGUGAAGGCUUCACAUAUUCCAGCUUGUUGAAGAGAGACAGAAGGAGGUGGCAUUAUGCAGAUGCCGAUAAGGAUGAUGCGUUGAAUCGCACCGAGUUUGCUGCAUUUUUGCAUCCAGAGGAAAACACUGGUAUGAGGGACAUUGUUGUUCUUGAGACAUUGGAGGAUGUUGAUAAAGAUAAUGAUGGUAAAGUGUCUAUCGAUGAGUACAUCGGUGAUUUGUACAAGACUGAAGAUGGUGAAGAUGAAGAGGAACCUGACUGGGUGAAGCAGGAGAGAGAACAGUUCACUGGCUACAGGGACACCAACAAGGACGGUUACAUGGACGCGGACGAAGUGAAGGAAUGGAUAGCGCCGCCCGAGUUCGACCACGCCGAAGCUGAGGCGAGGCAUCUAGUGUUCGAAGCGGACGCGGAUGCAGACGAAAGACUCACGAAGCAGGAGAUAGUCGACAAAUAUGAUUUAUUCGUUGGCUCCCAAGCCACAGACUUUGGGGAAGCGUUUGCGAGACACGACGAGUUCUAGAUUUGUGUCUCUCAAUUAGUUAAUCUGCAGAGUGCCAACUGAUUUCGUAUCGAGCAGAAACGUCAAAUUUUUGUAUUGGGAUUAUCGAUUGCGGAGUUGUCUAGCGAUUCGCAAGUAUCAAUACAAAAAUUUUACAUUCGUUUGAUAAGAUUCGUACUCGAUUAUUUUUUUGCUUAAAACUUGACCUCUUUCGAUCACAGGAUAUAAUGAAUGUCGGUGCGGUGGUCGUUCGGAUUCCUAUAUAUAUUUAUAUGUAACUGUGGUUAUUUAUUUUUUAUUAUUUUGGCGUUGAUGGAAUUGCCCCUUUAAGAAAUUUACAAUUUUAUUUAUCAAAGGAUCUGAAUAUCAAUUCAUCGCGCAAUAAUAAUCAAAUAAUAAACAGUAACCUUAUUUACGUAUGUAAACAAUAUCGUGGAAAUAAGUUUACAGACUAUGAAACGCAGUUUACAGACUAUAUAGCCUGAUUUGGCGAUCUGCAAUGUAUGCGUUAUCUCUUUUAGCUAGAUACGCAGUGCGGUCUUAGCCUUAUUGUAUGUACAAAAAUACCUUUGCUUUGCACGUUUCUGUGCUUUUUUAGAUAUACAUACCUAUAAUAUUCGCUCUCAUAUAUACCAAAAUUGUAAUGAGACAACGCUUUUGCUACUACAGAUAUGAUAUGUUGAUAAGAAUUUAAAUAAAAUAGUAACACUAUAACUCCCUACCCAUUGACGUUUUCUAUGAACGAUGUUGUAUAAUACUGUCUGUUUCUAUCUAUGACAGCUAUCACUAAGUGUUCGCGCGGCACCAAGUGGCUAUAAUAUAAAACAGCUUAAUGGCUCAUUUACGACCACGGGUCAUUGUUCUAUCGACCAAUCAAAAUGAACCACAAAAUCUGUAUUACCCUGUAUGUGGAAAAUUAGGAAUUUAUACGAGCUAUCAUACAAUUUGUAAUGAUGAGUCUCUAUAGUAAAAAUAUCUAUAGCCUUUCAUUUACUAACCACAAGAGAAAUAUAAUGGUGCAGUACUGUUUGCGAAAUAUAUUGUUUUCCAAUAACGUUUAGAUAUUUUUUUUAUAAAUGCUUUAUGUAAUAUUAAUAUAUCAGCUAUUCCUAUAUUUUUUUUUGUAAUCUCGUUAACAUGGAUUUAAUUUUAAUUAAGGAUUAAUGUUAAAUUUAAGAAUUAGGUUGCUAUUUUGCCAUUAUAGAUAAUACCUACAAACGAUGAGUUUGAUACUUUUUUAAUUUUCUCUUUAAUUUAGUAGUUGCUAGUAAUGUUAAUAUUUCAAAUACCAAAGCUAUUUUUCCAGUAUUUAAAAUUAUAUUCCAUAUCUAGAUAUAUAAGAUUUAUUCCAUUUAAUAAAUAUUUGAAAAAAUUUCAAUUAAUUAUACCUUUAUUUUAUACAAAAAACAUAUAUUUUAAUAGUUUGUAUUUCAAUGUUACACGAAUAACGUAAGUACUUACUUAGUUUUAAUAACUAAUCGUACAUACAGAAAAACAUAAUAUACUCUAGAACAACUAACAUUUUUAUUUUCGUUGAAUUAUUAAAUAUAUUAUAAAAUUU
Molecule: messenger RNA, 2556 nt
Organism: Diatraea saccharalis (sugarcane borer)
Lineage: Eukaryota; Metazoa; Arthropoda; Insecta; Lepidoptera; Crambidae
Source: the annotation of a GenBank genome assembly